Rhineura floridana is the source of this 2367-nucleotide messenger RNA. RefSeq names its product vomeronasal type-2 receptor 26-like. The transcript is spliced from 5 exons. Lineage: Eukaryota; Metazoa; Chordata; Lepidosauria; Squamata; Rhineuridae. Gene Ontology annotation, cellular component: membrane. Bases 1 to 2367 code for a protein of 788 amino acids. Gene Ontology annotation, biological process: G protein-coupled receptor signaling pathway. Gene Ontology annotation, molecular function: G protein-coupled receptor activity. The record is from RefSeq and is a predicted model, not a curated record.
AUGCAAGAGAUCAACAAGAAUGCCCAUCUCUUACCCAACACAACACUGUCUUCCAUUUUCAUGCUCAGUUCUGACAAUGAACUGGGAUCCUGUUCUGGAACUAUGAAACUCCUUUUCUUGAAACAAAGGGACUUCCUGAACUAUAUCUGUGACAAGACCUACAAGCUAAUGGCCAUCAUUGGUGGGCUCACCUCUCAUAACUCCAAGCAAAUGCCACACAUCUUAAAUAUCUACAAGAUGCCUCAGCUCAGUUACACCUCCUUUGAACCUGCAUUGAGUGAUAAAGUACAGUUCCCUUCUCUCUAUCGAAUGAUCCCAAAUGAUAGUCCUCAAUAUGUUGGGAUUGUGCAGCUCCUUCAGCAUUUUGGGUGGACCUGGACUGGUCUUUUUGUUUCAGAUGAUGACAGCGGAGAAAUGUUAUUAAGGACUCUCAUUCCUCAGCUGCUGCAGAACAAUAUUUGCAUUGCUUUUAAGGAAAUUAUUCCAAUACUGAAGGAGCCUUGGAAAGAUACAGCUGAAAAUAAAAAAAUAACGGAAAGAAUAAGUUUUAUUCUCUCAUCAACUGGAACCAAUGCGAUUCUUGUUCACGGGGAUUCACAGUCUAUGGAGAGCUUACGGAUUGCUCUUGUUUCACAUGAAAAUUAUGAAAUGAAACCAAUAGAGAGAGUUUGGAUCAUAACAGCUCAGUGGAAUUUUGCAUCUGUCCACCAUAGUAAUGCAUUCACACCCAAAACCUUCAAUGGCACCUUGUCCUUUGCACUCCAUACUAAUGAUGUGGUAGAAUAUAAAGAGUUUCUUGAGACCUUAAAUCCUAAUCAGUCUAUGUUUUUCAUGAUACAACAUUUCUGGUCUAGUGCAUUUGGGUGUUCAUUACCCAAAUAUAACCUUUAUCAAUCAGAUGCACAAAUCUGUUCUGGGGAAGAGAAGUUGAGGAGCCUCUCUGAAACUGUGUUUGAAAUGGGGAUGUCUGGUCAGACCUAUAGUGUCUACAAUGCUGUUUAUGCUGUAGCACAUGCUCUCCAUGCCAUGCUCUUAUCUAGAUCUCAACAGAAGGCAAUGAGAGAUGGAGCCAUAAGUAAUCUCAAUGUUCAUCCAUGGCAGCUUCACUACUUCCUGAAACAUGUCUGCUUCAACAACAGUGCUGGGGAAGAAAUAUUUUUUGAUAAGAAUGGCGAGUUGGCAACUGGAUAUGAUAUUAUCAAUACAAUCACAUUCGCCAACCGGUCCAUCCAUAGGGUUCUUGUUGGAAGGAUGAACCCACAGGCUCCUGAAGGGAAAAAGUUCACCAUCAAUGGAAUUGCUAUUGUGUGGAAUCACAAGUAUAACCAGAUUCUACCCCGCUCCACGUGUGUUGAGAAUUGCCAUCCUGGACACAGCAGAAUUGUGCGACAGGGAGAACAGAUUUGUUGUUAUGAUUGUCCGCAGUGCUUGGAAGGAAUGGUUUCAAACCUGAUAGAUGCAGACCAUUGCAACAAGUGCCCUGAGGAUCAGCAUCCAAACAAGAACCAGGAUCACUGCAUCCCUAAACAUAUAAUCUAUCUAUCAUAUGAAGACCCCUUGGGAAUGACUCUGGCUUCAUUUGCUCUUUUCAUUUUUCUUAUUACUCUUGUGGUAAUGUGGAUCUUCAUUCAGCACCAGAAUACUCCCAUUGUCAAGGCCAACAACUGGAACAUCACAUGUACCCUCCUCACUUCCCUGUUGCUUUGUUUUCUAUGUUCCUUCUUGUUCAUUGGACAUCCUAGGAAGUUGACCUGCCUUCUCCGCCAAACAGUGUUUGGGGUCAUCUUCUCCCUUGCUAUUUCUUGUGUGUUGGCUAAAACCAUUACUGUGGUCCUGGCCUUCAUGGCCACCAAGCCAGGAAACAGAAUGAGGAAAUGGGUAGGGAAGAGGCUAUCAAUCUCUGUCAUUAUUCUCUGUACUUUUAUUCAAACUGGCAUCUGUGCAGUGUGGCUGGCAACCUCUCCUCCCUUCCCAGAGUAUGACAUGCACUCCCAGACUGACCAGAUCAUUGUGCAAUGCAAUGAAGGAUCAAUCACCAUGUUUUAUACUGUCUUGGGCUACAUGGGGUUUCUGGCCAUCAUCAGCUUCACUGUGGCUUUCUUUGCCAGAAAGUUGCCUGAUACUUUUAAUGAAGCCAAACUGAUCACCUUUAGUAUGUUGGUGUUUUGCAGUGUUUGGUUGUCCUUUGUCCCAACCUACCUGAGCACCAAAGGGAAAUACAUGGUGGUUGUGGAGAUCUUCUCCAUCUUGGCCUCUACUGCUGGAUUACUGGGUUGCAUCUUCAUACCCAAAUUCUAUAUUAUUGUACUGAAGCCUGAGCUGAACACUAGAGAUCAGCUUGUAAAGAAAAAGAAUGGCAUUAUCUGA